GAAAGCAACAGCUGGGAAAAUCCAUCAAGCUAUAAAGACGAUCUUCCUCCCUCCCUCCCUCGCUCUUCCUUUAUCUCACUCUACAACCUCAUCCUUUCCGAUUCUUCCUCUUCUCGACCGGCCGCCCUCCAACUACCACUGCAAACAUGACUAGCGAGGGAGAGAAGACUUGUCCUCUUUGCGCGGAGGAGAUGGAUUUGACCGAUCAGCAAUUGAAGCCGUGCAAAUGUGGUUAUGAGAUCUGUGUUUGGUGCUGGCAUCACCUGAUGGACAUGGCUGAAAAGGAUGAGACAGAAGGGCGGUGCCCAGCGUGCCGCAUUCCCUAUAACAAGGAAAAGAUUGUGGGGAUGACAUCAAAUUGUGAAAGGUUGGUUGCUGAAAUGAAUAUGGAGAAGAAAGUGAAGUCGCAAAAGACUAAAAGUAAAACAUUGGACGGAAGAAAGCAUCUUAGCAAUGUGCGAGUGAUUCAACGGAAUCUCGUCUACAUUGUGGGAUUACCUCUUGAUCUGGUAGAUGAAGAUCUCCUCCAGGGGAGAGAGUAUUUUGGUCAGUAUGGAAAGGUGCUGAAGGUGUCUAUAUCUCGGACAGCAGCUGGAUCUAUCCAACAAUUUGCAAACAAUACUUGUAGUGUUUAUAUUACUUACUCAAAGGAGGAGGAAGCGGUUUGUUGUAUUCAAUCAGUACAUGGGUUUGUCUUGGAUGGUAGUUGUUUGAGGGCAUGUUUUGGAACCACUAAGUAUUGUCAUGCUUGGCUGAGAAAUAUGCCUUGCAGCAAUCCUGAUUGUUUAUAUUUGCACGAGAUUGGCACACAAGAGGAUAGUUUCACCAAGGAUGAAAUAAUAUCGGCGUACACAAGGAGUAGAGUACAACAAAUUACUGGUGCCACAAUUAACAUGCAACGGCGUUCAGGGAAUGUUUUACCACCCCCGGCAGAUGAGUACUACAUUAAUGGCUCCGCUACCUCAGAAAAACCUAUUACUAAAAGUGCUUCAAAUAAUCCAGCAAGCAGUGUUAGAGGUUCUCCACCGAAUAGUAGCUCCGGCCAAUCUGCUCCUCUUCCUUCCGCAGCCUCAUGGGGACCGCGUGCGUCUAAUUGCCACCAGCCACCUUCAAUUUUAGUUUGUGCAAAUGGACCUUCAAAACAGAAGCCUGAAGCAUACAGUGGUUCAACCGCAGUUGCAAGCUCAACUCAGGUUCCUCUAUUGAAUGAUGAUGCUAGAAAGAAGCUUAUUUCUCACGAAGAACGCCAAAAGAUUCUGCAUAGUGGUAAAAAGGAAGCUCUGGAACCUGAUAGACAGUUGGGUAUAGCUCCAACAACUGCUUCAGAGGGACUGCCUGUUACUUCAACUUUGAAUGGUCAGUUACAUUCUCUUCCAGCAUCAGAGGACAAAGAUGGAUGCAUUGGCACAGCACCCUAUGUUACGAAUUUGUUUGACCGUUCUGGGAGGUCAAAUGGCCAUGUUGCAGAUAAAGACCAUAAUGUUUUCUCUAAUGGAAAUAUUCAGAACUCAUUGUCACGUAUCGAACAAUUAAACGUUGGUAAUCGUCACAGCUGUCAUCAUUCUGGGGAUACCAGGCCUAACUGUUCACAUUCUGAUAAUACUUUGGUUAGUGCACUGCCGAAGUCUCCUCAUAUUUCUGUUGCGAGGGAACACUCAGAUCGGAUAUUAAAUCCUGUUACCAGAGAAGAGUCUGAUUGGAGAUCAGAUUCCCAUGCUCAGGUAGCAGACAUACAUUCACAAUUUGUAUCUCCUGAAGUGCUAGGGGAUUCACGGUACUUUGAUGAUCAGAGAUUCAAGGACCCAGAGGUUUUAAGUCGCACAAGAUACUUAAGUAAUUCAUCUCCCUCCUCUUGUCUCUCUAAUCAUUCCAGGUCUUAUUCUUCUCAGCAAAAGGACUCUUAUGGCUCAACGAGUUUCAAAGUAGAUCCUCAAAUUUCAGAUGACAAAAAUGACAAAGGUUCGCUGCUGCACACAUCUGAUGUUCCAAUAGCACUUAAUAGAUUCCCUGAGGAUAUAAUUAGUAGUUCUCUUGAUCCGGAGAGGACAGUUGACGAUUCCUAUUGGCUUCCACUUGAACCAAAAAAGAAGCAUGUUGGGAGAUUUGAAGGCGAAGCAGUCAAUGCUGACCAAAACACCGCUACGGGUAUGGGAGAGAGCAGCAUAAUCUCCAAUAUUUUGUCCAUGGACUUCGAUUCAUGGGAAGAGUCGUUAACAUCUCCUCAGAAUUUGGCUAAGUUGUUGGGUGAAGAUGAUAGACAUCUAGGAUCUCUUAAAUUGUCAAGUUGCUGGAAAGUACAAAACAGCAAUCAAUCUAGGUUCUCUUUUGCGAGACUAGAGGAAGGAAGAAAUCAAGUGUCCGAUGUUGAACCAUCUUCCAGUAACAUUGGGCUAGUGCUGAAGGACCGUCCAUUAAGCCAUGAUUUUCCCAAGCAUGGUGAUCAUAAUGGUUCCUCUACAUGUAACAUUGAGGAAUCGGAUAAUUUUGCUAGCAGUCACUCUCAUAUAUCUUCCAACAAGCUUUUUGUUUCAAGAGCUCAAAUUUCUGCCCCUCCUGGAUUUUCUGGACCCAGCAGAGCACCACCCCCAGGAUUUACUGAGAGAAUGGAACCAACUUUUGAUGCAAUGUCUGGAAAUCAUUUUCUAGAUCCAUCCUCUUUAUUGAGAAACCCAUAUCAGGUACCGACAACAGAAAAUAUUACCGGGGAUCUAGAGUUUAUGGAUCCUGCUAUUUUGGCAGUAGGUAAGGGGAGACUUCCACCUGGGCUUAAUAGUGCUGCGGGCUUAGAAGCGAGACCAAACUAUGCUUCACAGUUAAAUGCCUUUGGAAAUGAGGCUAGUUCACAGUUCUUGAUUCCAAGGUCUUUUCCUCCGCUACAGAACCAGAGAUUUUCUGACAUGGGGAAUGGUUUUUCUCCACUUAGUGAUGCAUACAGAAGCCCUUCACGGAUUAUGGAGCAAACACAAACCAACACCUUAUCCCCAUUUGCACAACACCCUCUUCAACAGUCUAGAACUGCACCGAUGGUGAAUGGUCAAUGGGGUCGUUGGAAUGAGGUUCAGAAUGGGAAUGAUCUGGGUAUGGCAGAACUCCUAAGAACUGAGGUAUUAGGACUUAACAAGAUCCACACUGGUUAUGAGGAUUCAAAGUUCCGGAUGCCCAGUUCAGGUGAUCUAUACAACAGACCAUAUGGGAGUUGAUGUGCUGUGGACUUAUUUGCCUUGGCUUAUAUCGGUGCUAAACUGAGGAACAGAACAUACAUGUGGAAAUCGAUGUCCUGGCUUGAGAGAGAAGAAACUGUCUCCUAGUCGUUCUGACUUCAGGGAUUGCAGAUUGGUAAAGGCAUGAAAUCGUCUGAAAACUGGUUGCCAGAAACCUGCAGGUAUGCUACUAUGCUUGAACCCCUUUUUUCCCUGUUUUUAUGCAUGUCGUGAACGUCAUAAGGAACUCGUUCGCCGUGUUUAUGUGAGUGGUGAAUGGCAUGGUGCCGAUUAGGUCAAUUCGAUGAAUGGAGUUGCAAAUCUUUGCCUCUCCAUCUUUGUCAUGCUAAGGCCAUUCACUAUUAGUUAUGUCAGUCUGGAUUUUUGGUGUUGCAGAGAUAAAGCUGCUUCUUCUCUUUACAUCAGUUUUUGCUUCAUUCUUUUUUCUGUUGGUUGCAGGAGUAAGCUGAGGUCCAGGUUUUUGCUGCAAAUGGUUGAUACACAAGUGAUGUCUACAGUCAGAUUAGCUGGUUGUCCUCUCCAGACGUUGAGCGUCUUGCUCCUGCUUAAGGAAAAAGAUAAUCAGGGGGAUGAAGUAAUUAACAGAUAAAACUUGAAAUAAUUUUGUUUUUGUUUUAUCUUUCGGGCGACGACUAUGGGCUGUACUGCAAGUGGCAAUAAGAUCAAUUGUGUUAAUGGUUCAAGUAAAUUUUAUUUUUGCGCCUCUACAUCUAGGCUCUAGCACUGGGUAGACCUUUACGAACGUCGUAGCUGAUAUUUGGCCUUUCUUUUUUGGCUUUUAACUUAACCUAUGAUCGCGUGUGUUCUAAUUAGUUGGCUGUUAUAUCAUGUGGAGGAGUGAAAUAAAAUAAGCUGUACUGGUGGCUCUUUGGUUGAUAUAUCAAUUGUAGUUGGGUAAA
Rhododendron vialii is the source of this 4120-nucleotide messenger RNA. RefSeq lists its product as uncharacterized. Gene Ontology annotation, molecular function: RNA binding; ubiquitin-protein transferase activity. Gene Ontology annotation, biological process: protein ubiquitination. The transcript has 13 exons. The coding region runs from base 147 to 3200 and encodes 1017 amino acids. The record is from RefSeq and is a predicted model, not a curated record. Gene Ontology annotation, cellular component: CCR4-NOT complex. Lineage: Eukaryota; Viridiplantae; Streptophyta; Magnoliopsida; Ericales; Ericaceae.